UACAAGCUGGGAACUCACUUAGGUAUGAUUCCCCCUAGCUCCUCAAUUAGGUCCAAGUUGCAAUUACUUUUGGUUGGUCUACUAUUGAUUAAACUGCGGAAGAUCCGACAGUAGCUUGGAAUCUCUUAAGCUGACCAAGCCCUCUUAGUCCAACUACCCGGCAGGCGACUAACCUUCACCGGGAUAGAAAGCUGAGGCUAUGAACACAGAACUCCACUACCGGAAUUGGAUUCCAGUACAAAGCAGUAGAUUGACUAACUCUCGUAUAACCAAUUCACCACCAUCAAUCAAGGAAGCUCUCUUAACCUAAUCAGAUUCUAUCUAUCAUAGGUUAAAGCAGAAAUUAAGAGAAUUUGAUCAAGAUUCAAUUGACUCAAUAAAUCAUGCCUCAAUCGAUUAUAAUCAAACAAUAUAGCAUCCAAAACUUCAUACAAGAAAGAUCCUAACACAUGGAACUAGGGUUCCUCAAAACCUAAGUGAAGGGAAGUUACUCCAUACAGAAGAGAGAGACUGCAGAAAUCUGAUCUAGAUCUUCAAUCUCCAUCUCCAAGCUUGAUUCCCGAGCUCCAAUGGCAAAGAAAUCCUCCAAAAUAGAUCCAAGAAUGUUCCCAAGUCGCUCUCUCUCUCUCUAGGGUUCGUCCCUUGGGUGUUUGGGAUCCAAAAACCCAGCUCGCCCCUUUCCUUUGGCUGAAAAUCGAGUUUUCAACAGAAAUUCCCGAUCACGCGGCCAGGCCACAUGGCCGUGUGGCUUUCCCAGCUGCCCGUGUGAAGGCUCGGUGAUUUCCACACGGCCACGGCCCACAAAGCCGUGUGGAAUUCCAGGAUGCCCGUGUGGCUUGCUCAGCCUCUGUUUAAUGCCUCGUUUCUCCCUCGUCCGGACUCCGAAUCAGUCCCUGUUUGAUCCCAGAUGCUCGUAGUCUCGUCCUCUUUCUUUUCAUGACAAGCUUGAAUGAUUAUUUGUCCAUAAAGUGAGGUAGAAAUCCAUUCUUCUUCAGGUCAUGCCCUAGUUUCUUCUCCCGAAUCGUCAAUUGAUCUCUGAUUAAUUUGAAACUUGCGCCUAUGCUUCACUUUAUGUGCUAGGACCUGAAAUAUGACAAAGGAACACAACCUAGCAUAAAAUAGGACAAAGACGCAAUAAUUCAAGCUCAAACAAUCAAGUCCUAUUUUAUGCUAGGUUGUGUUCCUUUGUCAUAAAAUAGGACAAAGACGCAAUAAGCUCAAACAAUCAAGUCCUAUUUUAUGCUAGGUUGUGUUCCUUUGUCAUAAAAUAGGACAAAGACGCAAUAAUUCAAGCUCAAACAAUCAAGUCCUAUUUUAUGCUAGGUUGUGGCCGAGUCAUCAAGGACCGUGCGACCAAUGCUGAUCGGCCACAGGUGCACCCAGUGGGACUAGAUGGGCCGCAGGAAACGGUUUGUAGGUGGGAUGGGGCAACGAAGAGUGGUUCGCAUUCAGCUGGUGGGAUGGUUAUUAUGAAUCAGGCUGGGGAGAUCAUUUUUGCUAAUGGGGUCCAAUUUCGGAUGAUCUAUGACCCUCUGGUGGUGGAAGUCCUGGCCCUCCGUGAGGCGGUUAAUUGGUGUCGUGAUCAUGCAUUCACGGUGGUUCGGUUUGAAGGGGAUGCCAAAGUGUUCAUAAAUAAGAUCUUGCUUGCUGAUGCCAAGGAUAACCGAAUGGGAGCGAUUCUUCAAGAGGUCAUUCAAUGCUUUGCCAGUAAUCCGGGGUUUAGUGUGAGAUUUGUAGGUUGGGAUAAUAAUAGGGUAGCCCACUUAGAGGCUCGGAAAGCCCUCUCUUUGUAUCCGUCUAUGAGUCGUGUGUUUGAUUAUCAGACCUGGCUGAAUUCCAGGAUGUAACUACCUAUUUUUCUGGUCAAUAUAUGAUUAUCUUUUGUCAAAAAAAAAUUAUUGAUAUCUUCCACCUCCCUCCACUAUUGUAACCACGUGUUGAGAAAGUACUUGCAGGUCACCAAAAUUAGAUGACAGUGGCACAACUUAGAGAAACUCUUAUGCAACAGUAAUCUACUUAUAACUUUAAUAAUACUCAUGGAUGUUUUCUAUGCUAAUUAAGCAGCGAGCAUUUUGCUUAGAGUUGAGAUUGGGUUGACUCUUAUAUCCGAACCAAUCCAAACCGUUGGGUUUUGAUUUUAUUGGGUGGGUUUGAGUUUCAUGUUGUGUAAACCGUGGUGUAUGGAUUGGGUGACGAAAGUGAUCAAAACCCGACCCAUGUACACCCCAAAUUAUAGGAGUCCUUUAUUGUACUCUAUAUAAAUCCUAUGCGAUUUCAGUAACUAGACACAACAAUUCCACCAAAUUCUGAUUUAUCGACAGUUUCGCUAGCUAAAGAGUCCUUGUAGGUUGACGGAAGCCCAUCCUAACAAAUCGACAACACGAACAUGCCGUUGUUUUCAAGGAGGUGAUGAAAACUAAAAAAGUUGGUGGCCACCUCCUCGAUCGAUCGACACCUAUUUGCCCCUCUCAUCCUCUCAGUUCAAGGAAGACAAGAAUUUGGCCGGCCAGAGGAGAAAAUCAGGGAUACCGGUGGUGUCAACAACCAAAAUGACCAGGAACACCGCCUUCAUCCUCCUCUCCUUCAUUCGGACAACCAUUAGGAUAUGUCAUAACCAGUUGGUCCCAAUAACUCGAGUUGUUAGGAGAGAUUCAAUCGUGUAUCAUAUACCACACACUAACACUGUCAUAAACCAGUUGGUCCCAAUAACUCGAGUUGUUGGGACCAUUUGGUUUAUGACAUGGUAUCAGAGCUGGUUUGGCCAAGUUGUCAUGUGUUCGAAUAUCCAUGAUCCCCAAUAUUAACAGUUGAUUAAAGCACAAGGUAUGGUGGGCGUGUGCAAACUUCAAACACGUGAGUGGGCUUUCGUUUGAGGGGGCGUGUAAUAGUGUGGUAUAAGAUCCAACAUAAUUUUCUCCCAACAACUCGAGUUAUUGGGUCCAACUAGUUUAUUACAUGGUAUCAGAGCUGGUUUGACCAAGUGGUCGUGUGUUCGUAUCUCCACUACCCCCAAUAUUAACCGUUGAUAAAAGCACAAGGUAUGGUGGGUCUGUGCAAACUUCAACCCCGUAAGUUGGCUUUCUUUUGAGGGGGAAGUGUAAGAGAGUGGUAUAAGAUUCAUAAUAAUCUUCUCCCAACAACUCGAAUUAUUGGGACCAACUGGUUUAUGACAAGAUAGACUGCUACAUUGACAGGGAACUGGGGCUCGGAUAGACCGCUACAUUGGGUAUUGGUUAUAAUCAUAGAUAUAGUAGUAUAGUGUUAUUGAGAUCUCGUCCAUCCUACCACGUACUUAUGGAGGUUAUUCAUCGUAACAUACUUCAUCCAAAAAUAUCAACUUUUUGAGUAAUUUUAGGAGGGAUAUUUUUGUCAACAAAUUAUUAGUAAUUAAAUAAUUAUCAUGAAUCUAAAAAACCAAAGUUUCCUACUUUUUCUAUCAUUCUCAAAGUUUCCGCAAGAAAAGCUUCCUCAUUCAUUUUCUCCGUAUAGAAUUUGGGAUAAUUAAUAAUGAUUAUUUUUAUAUGAAUUUAAUCAAGUUUUUUUAGAACGCAAGUAUACCAAUGAUAGGAAUUCUAGACAAAUGGCAGGCCAAGCCCAAAACUAGAACUAAUUAAACGUGAUACGAUUA
Molecule: messenger RNA, 3628 nt
Organism: Linum trigynum
Lineage: Eukaryota; Viridiplantae; Streptophyta; Magnoliopsida; Malpighiales; Linaceae
Source: the annotation of a GenBank genome assembly